UUGUAAUUCUACUUCUUGCGAAAGGCGAGUAAAACACAAACACCUGCAACUCUCCAUUUCGUCAAUAUUACAUGAAUUUUACUAUGAAAUGACAACAUGAUCAGAAGAAACACGUUUAUUUUAGAACAAUUUGCUUUUUAACAGUACUAAUUCUAUUACAUAGAAAGGAGGCCUAAAGUAGAGGAACCAGUAGUCAUGUCAGGAAUAGAUAGACAGAACAUUAUGAGGCUGAGGAUCAACAGGAUCGCCAUAGUCCAGGAGCUGAGGGUGGAGUACAUUCUUAACUACCUCAAAGAUUGUGGUGUCAUCAAUGAAGAUGACCAAAGAAAAAUUGACAUGGGUACAACACCUUCAGAUAAAGCUAGAAGACUAGUUGAUUUACUUCCAUCAAAAACUCAUAUUCAAGAUUGGUAUCAGAGCUUUAGAGAAGCAUUACUGAACCCUGAAGGGGGUCCAGAGGUCAAGAAAAGAUGUAAAGCUAUGGUUGAAUUUCUUGAUAACACAGUCAUACAUAGACCAACAUCCCAGAACUCUCGCUUCAGUGGAUCAGAUGCCUCUUCUAUGAAAUUACCACAUUACGAACCAUUACCAAUGAUUCAUGACAAGGAACCAAGAAAGAGCAUUCCACAAAAUGUCUUGAAUUUAGAGAGUGAGAGACAUAAAGGGACUGUCAUGGCUGCUAAAGAAGACUAUACAGCAGAGAAAGGAGUAAGAGAUGUAGUACCAGAGAGAGAGGAUAAAAUGAUUCCUUGGAGCAGUGAUCAGAUGGACUCCAUGACACUAGUGAAAGGAUUCUUCCAACAAUGGGUUACCACACCAGAUAACUUUAGAUCAUUAAUACAGGUACCAGAAGAUCAUUUCAAAAGGUUGCAGGAGUCAUCUGCUCCAGAAGAUAAAGAACAGCUUGCUGCAGAAACAAAAACGUUGGAAAAAAUGAAAAAAUUAGAACUUGUUACAGUAAUGGCUAGGAGAAAACUUCUGCCUGAAGGUUUUGAACUGUGUAUGUGUGAUGUUGUUCAUGAAGUUCUCUUUGAUAAGGACAAUUAUCACUUUUACUUUAAAUAUUUGAAAAAUUUAGAACUUUCUGAUGUGAAUUUAAUGGUAGAUGUUGUUAGUUCCUUUGCUUCUAUUAUGAAUAACAUGGAGCCAACCAAGGGAGGAGUAAACAUGGAACAAGCUGUGAAGUUGGGAUUUAAUCUGAUAGAUUUUGUAGCUGAGUAUGGUUAUUUUACUCAGGCAGAGGUGAUUAUGACAGUAUUGUUGAUGGUUCUUAACAAAUCACAAAACAUGGACACAUGGAUGGCAAAAUAUAGAGGUUUGGUUAAACUGAUGCAUUUCCGCAAUAUGAACUAUGAUUUUCAGGGAGUUCAGAUGGCCUACAAUUUAUCCAAUGAAUUAAUGUGGAAAAUAGACAUGAUGUCAUUUGGUCAGGAUCUAGUUGAUAAAGGAGAAUACUUUAUUGAGUUGAGCACUUUAAUGUUGGAAUAUGGCUCAGCAAACGCUUCAUUUGGUUAUAUACAAAAGGCAAUGAAGGAAGUGAAAACUGAGGAUCCCGCUAACAUUGUCCAUGCCUUGUGUCAAGCUGUUAUGGUUUACUCUGCCAAGUGGAGCAUUAAAAGAGCAGAAACACUGGCUGUAGAAGCUGUGCAACAGGCAAAGGAACACUUUGGCUGUAGACAUCCACUGUACAUCAAAGCCUUGCUUCACUUUUGUCAUUUCUCUAGUGAAUUUAAACAAGACCAACCAGGUGUAGACGUGGCUAAGCAUACAUUGGAUACAGCUAAGAUAGUCUAUGGUUGUGAGACCAUUCAGCUCGCUCUGGCUCACAGAGCUCUAGCUAAAGCAUUACUUGUAGUACAGAAGUUUGAUAACAUGGAUUACUAUCACCAUGCUACAGAAGCUCUGAGGAUGGCAAGAGGUCUACUGCCUGACAAACAUCCAAUGUUACAUCUUUUUUUACACACAUCAGCUUCAGCUUUACAAUGGAAAGCUCUACAUUCCUCUAAAGACCUACAGAAUUCAACACUACGACUAGCAGAAACACAGGCCAUUGAUGCUUUAGAAAUUGUGGCUAUUCAUUACUCAGAAAUUAGUUUAUGUACAGCUAGAAUGUGUGUACUGCUCGGUCAAAUAAAAUCAAAAAUGGACAUGGUAGAAGAGGCGGAUGAACUACUACAUAGAGCUAUCAUCUACAUGAAGCUUUGUCAACCAGAGAACAGCAAUUAUCUCCUCUUGGCAAUGGCUACACUAGCAACAUUACACAAAAUCUUCAAUAAACCAAAGGAAGCUGUUAAUUUGUUCAGUCAUGUUGUUACACAUGUUGAUUCAUCUGGUGUAUACCUGAAGUGGGUCCAUGUUUGUUAUGAUCACCUGAUCAACACACUACAGUCUCUGAAUCAGAACAAAGAAGCUGAUGAGUUCCAGAUUCAGCUGUCCCAAUGGCUACGGGACAAUCCUGUAUACGACAAACAGAUCACAAUGGAAGAUCUAACUGCCAAACCAGAACCUUUCUCAAAAUUCUUAGAUAACUUCAAUGUUUGGGAAAAACGUACCAAAAAAGUUUUGGACUUUGCCAAGAAGGUGGUGGCAGCUGGAGAAGUCAAGUCAUAGUUUGAUUUGUAUUUACAGCCUAAUUAGCUGUGAAUAACUUCUGUGAUCCUCUAUGAAAUGAUCUGUUUAAAUGAUAUUUUUAUUGUAUGUUUUGGCAUCUCGUCCAUCAUUUGUGUCAAACUUCUUUAAAAUGUGAUAUUUAUGGUUUAUAUAUUUAUGAUACUAUAGAUAUUAAAACAAUUAAUUGAUUGUGCACCAAAUUAUUCUGUUUUUUCUUGAUUGAUUUCAUAUAAUUGAUAAGAAAUAUAUUCAGAUUCAAAGUUUUCUACCUACACACAAACUCAUGAUAACAAUCAUAUUUUCCACUCUGACAUAUUUCUAGAAGAAAAAUUAGCAUAAUAUUU
Messenger RNA from Mytilus trossulus (common blue mussel), 2954 nucleotides. RefSeq names its product amyloid protein-binding protein 2-like. The record is from RefSeq and is a predicted model, not a curated record. Gene Ontology annotation, molecular function: protein binding; ubiquitin-like ligase-substrate adaptor activity. The transcript has 10 exons. Gene Ontology annotation, cellular component: Cul2-RING ubiquitin ligase complex. The coding region runs from base 196 to 2610 and encodes 804 amino acids. NCBI's taxonomy places the organism in Eukaryota, Metazoa, Mollusca, Bivalvia, Mytilida, Mytilidae. Gene Ontology annotation, biological process: proteasome-mediated ubiquitin-dependent protein catabolic process; intracellular protein transport; regulation of apoptotic process.